GUGGUCAACUUGCACUUGCCGAAUUCCUGCUAAGAUUUCGACUUCUGUACCCCUCCGAGCAUCUUCUUUGGCAAGCAAACCACGAGCCUCUGCCAACCCAGUACAGAAAAAUGCCUCCUAAAUUCGACCCCAACGAGAUCAAGAUCAUCCACCUCCGUGCCACUGGCGGCGAGGUGGGUGCUUCUUCGGCUCUCGCUCCCAAGAUCGGCCCUCUGGGUUUGUCGCCCAAGAAGGUCGGUGAGGACAUCGCGAAGGCUACUGGCGACUGGAAAGGCUUGCGCGUGACCGUCAAGCUUACCAUUCAGAACCGCCAAGCUGCCGUAUCUGUUGUCCCGACUGCUUCUUCCCUUAUCAUCAAGGCGCUGAAGGAGCCUCCUCGCGACCGAAAGAAGGAGAAGAACAUCAAGCACAACAAGUCCGUCAGUCUCGAUGAGAUCAUCGAGAUUGCCCGUACCAUGCGCUACAAAUCCUUCUCCAAGGAACUGAAGGGCACUGUCAAGGAAAUCCUCGGCACCGCCUACAGCGUUGGAUGCCAGGUCGACGGCAAGGCCCCCAAGGUAAUCCUCGAGGGCAUCGACAGUGGAGACAUCGACAUCCCGGAGGAAUAGGCCAGCGUAAAAGCUGCCUUCAUUGUCCACACCAUAAUAAAAGGUAGCAGCUUCGAACAUAAACUGGGUAGAUUCCUUCUUUGAGGAACCACAAUUCAACGUUCUCCUGCUUGCGUACCUGCUCAACUACUCGCGAACCGUGACUGCUUGAGUACGCCGCAAACAGGCAUCCAUUCAGGCAAUUUUGGCGGUAUGAUGCUCACGCCUUGUGAGUAGCUUCAAAUGCCCUUGGCUACACUCUGAAAUAUACCUACUCGCAAUGGUAUAUUUCAAUUUUUGUCCAAGGAAGAAUGACUUUACUUGAUGGCUCUAUACUCACCCCAACACUCUGGCGAUUUUGCCUGUGGGUGUAGGGGUCCAUUAAUUUGGCCUACAUGCGAUCUCUUGUCUCCCCUACUGCGUUACUCGCGAUCUUCUUACUCUCACGGCAAUGCCACGAUAGAGGCUCAGUGGAUCAUUGCAUAGGCAGUGACGACGAAAGACUGGCCGGUGCUUGCGUGCCUACUAGCGCGAAGCCGAAGUGUCUUUGAUUUGUAAAUGUUUUUGAGUCGUAUAAAGAUACCGUGUGUCCAAACACCCUGGUAUCGCAGAGGCAAGUUGCGCAGAAGGAUGGCUGGUGACCAUGGUACGUGCGGUCGCUCGAGAACCACCAUUGGCGGCCUACUCUAUGGCUACCAUGACGGGACACGAGCUUGUCGCAUCAGAAGCCUGUACCAGCGCCAUAACGUCUAAAUCGUUGCUGAGAGGUGAAAAUCAAAUAUCCGUACUACCAUUGCCCGCCGUGACCCCAUCGUACGAAGUACAGAUUGGCACGAAAGAGCUCUCUCUGCCAGGCUCAAUGGCCCCGUAUAUGGCUACUUGACUAGUACUAAAAUAGAACUACUGUGUUAC
Molecule: messenger RNA, 1499 nt
Organism: Purpureocillium takamizusanense
Lineage: Eukaryota; Fungi; Ascomycota; Sordariomycetes; Hypocreales; Ophiocordycipitaceae
Gene: RPL12
Product: 60S ribosomal protein L12
Exons: 5
Coding region: 111-608 (165 amino acids)
Biological process (GO): translation
Cellular component (GO): ribosome; cytosolic large ribosomal subunit
Molecular function (GO): structural constituent of ribosome; large ribosomal subunit rRNA binding
Source: RefSeq, a predicted model, not a curated record